UUCAUAGUCAGAAGACGUUUCCUACUACACGUACCGCCGGUACCGGUGGCACAUUGUCUUCUAGACCAAAUACACAGGUUAUAUACGCAGGAUAUCUUACAAUAUUGAAUAUAAAAAACUGCCGUAUAAGAGGAAAUAUUAACUUAUUCGGACUUCUGUCGUUUCUAUCGAAUGAACUCCUCUCUGGCUUUUCAUGUUUCAUCUAAGGCUAGGCGAAAAGCAUGAACGAUGACGGUGAGGUGUUGCUUCGUUUCGACACUAUUCGUUCUGAUCUUUCUCACGAGUGCCCUGGCAAGCAAAACCAAAGGUCGACUGAGAUUUGUAGUUUUCGGUGAUUUCGGAGGUAUUCCUAUGAGACCGUAUUAUACGUGGAACCAGUGGCGUAUAGCGAAGCAAGUUGCCAAGAUUCCAAACGUGGACUUCUUCGUCAGUGUUGGAGACAACUUCUACUACAACGGGGUGAAAGAUGUGAACGAUUUUAGAUUUUAUGCGACCUACGAGCGAGUCUACAACGAACCAUCGUUUCAGAAGAAUUGGUACGUGAUUGCGGGCAACCACGACUACGAUGGCAACGUCUCUGCGCAAAUAUUGUACACGCAGAAGUCGAAACGGUGGAUGUUUCCACAUUUUUAUCACACUAAAAAGUUUUUUAUACCCGAAACGAAUAAAAGUUUACAGAUAGUUAUGAUCGACACAACGAUAUUAUGUUUCAGAAGUGGAAAAAAGAAGUUCAAAAAUACACCUUCUGUCGAAGAGCAAAUGACAUGGAUCAGAAAUACUCUAAAUGAGUCGAAAGCCCAUUUCUUAAUUGUUGUUGGACAUCAUCCUAUGUAUUCAUCUGGAUGGCAUGGCAGUAGCAAGUGCCUUCAGGAUAAGCUGCUAAAAGUUUGUUCAAACAACACAAAGUUAACGCUUAUAUCAGCGGUCAUGAUCACAAUCUACAGCAUAUUGUUCCAAGUAACUCGUCGCUGGAGUACUUUGUAUGUGGCGCUUCCAAUUUUUACUUCAAUUGGUACUCAAAUCGUAGCCUAGAACCUUUUAGUUUAAGAUAUUUUAUGGGCAAUCUUCCUGGUUUCCUCCUAGUAACUGCAAAAGAAGACAGGCUGAAGCUCGAACUUCGAACAGCUACACCGAGGCAAAAGUACAAAAGAUUUCUCCCGCCUAGAAACAAACUUCCUGACUUUAGUGAACAACCACAAAAAUAUCCAAAACUUUUAGAAGAGUUUUUUGCGUCAUUGCCAAACGGUUAAACUAAAAGUGUAAUAGGCAAUUUUUAUACGUAAUUUAGAAUAGAUUUUUUUAAAUGUUUUGUAAAUGUAGAAAAAUUUUGUAAUAC
Messenger RNA from Dendronephthya gigantea, 1336 nucleotides. Its product is annotated as tartrate-resistant acid phosphatase type 5-like. Bases 229 to 1032 code for a protein of 267 amino acids. Gene Ontology annotation, molecular function: ferrous iron binding; ferric iron binding; acid phosphatase activity. The transcript is spliced from 7 exons. The record is from RefSeq and is a predicted model, not a curated record. NCBI's taxonomy places the organism in Eukaryota, Metazoa, Cnidaria, Anthozoa, Malacalcyonacea, Nephtheidae.